Pyrenophora tritici-repentis Pt-1C-BFP is the source of this 1779-nucleotide messenger RNA. The record is from RefSeq and is a predicted model, not a curated record. NCBI's taxonomy places the organism in Eukaryota, Fungi, Ascomycota, Dothideomycetes, Pleosporales, Pleosporaceae.
AUGGCGACCGACGUGGGCGCGAACGAAGCCGUCGACCCGAAUACGCUCUACACCAAACAGGAAUGCAUAGGCGGCGGCAGCUUUGGCAAAGUCUACAAGGGCCUUGACCGGCGGACUGGCCACACGGUCGCCAUCAAAGUCAUCGACGUAGAGAAUGCCGAAGACGAGGUCGAUGACAUUAUGGGCGAGAUCAUGAUUCUCUCGGGCAUGAACUCGCCAUAUGUCACAAAAUACUUUGGAUCGUACCUGGCCGGCUCCGACCUGUGGAUUGUCAUGGAGUUCUGCUCAGGCGGGAGCUGCGCCGACUUGAUGAAGCCAGGCCCUAUAGCAGAGGCCGAAAUUGCUGUCAUAUUGAAGGAGCUGCUGAUGGGACUGACAUAUCUGCACGACGACAACAAGCUGCACCGAGACAUCAAGGCUGCAAAUAUCCUCGUUGGCGCGAGUGGGCAGGUCAAACUCGCAGAUUUUGGCGUCUCAGGGCAACUCUCAGCGACCAUGACCAAGAAGAACACAUUCGUCGGCACACCGUUCUGGAUGGCCCCGGAGGUCAUUAAGCAGUCUGGAUACGAUGGAAAGGCCGACAUCUGGUCUCUUGGAAUCACUGCACUCGAGCUGGCCAACGGCGAGCCUCCGUAUGCCGACAUUCACCCUAUGAAGGUCCUCUUUCUCAUUCCCAAGAACCCGCCACCAGCCCUAAACGGCAACUUUUCGCCUGCGUUCAAGGAGUUUGUCGAUCUUUGUCUUCGCAAAGACCCUAGAGAGAGACCAAAUGCAAAGCAACUCCUCCAGACAAACUUUAUCCGCAAAGCUGGCAAGCCAGCUCGCCUGCAAGAACUCAUCUCAAGAUACCAGGAUUGGAAAGUUAGACAUCCAAAGGAGGCUGCCGAAUCAGACGAUGAGGCUACUCCUGUAAAGAGGAAGGACCCAGUCAACGAAGAUCUGUGGGAUUUCGGUACAGUGCGACCUGUUGGGGGUGGUAGAGGGCCAGCUCUAGCCCCCAUGAAUGAUUCUGGAGCAAAUGCGAGAAACAUCUCACCACAGCGGAAACCGGUUUCCCAACAAAGGAGUGGCUACGGCGAUGAGAACGAUGAUACAAUUAGGGAGAGCAUGCCACCUUCUCCUACCAAACGCCUGACACCUCUCCAGACCCACGGUUCGCCAGGCGGCUCAGUAAAAACUGCUGCAAGAGUGCCGCUACCAGCAUCUCCAGAAAAGAGGGCUGUCCCGUCCUUUCCACAGCCAGCAGCAGAGCUACCACGCAAAUCGCCUGUUCCCGCCCUUUUUUCUCCACCACCAAACAGAGGACUGGUUACUCCAACCAAACUGCAGGGUCCCCAACAAGCGAGACGGCACACGCCGCUUCAACACACAUAUGAUGAUCGUGGUUCGUUUGGCCGUCCCAAGCCUACAUCAAACCACCCGAGUCUUCUUCAGUCUCUAGGCUCACCAACGGCACCUGUUGAGAUUACGGCACUUACUGGUGUGGUUGUUCCAGCCCUGGAAGCUGCCCUUUCGCGCCGUAUCUACCAUCUUAAUUUGAAGAACAAGCAAGAAUCAGCACAUUCGUUAGACGACCCACAAGGCUUCAUCGAGCGUAGGCGUCAGCGGCAGGAAUGCCACGAUAAGGUUACGCGGCUGGUGAACGAGAUCAGGGGGAAGUUUGAGGAGCUGGACCGGUGGGAUGAGAAGGGUGAGGUAGGCAUGGGCGGAGAGGUUGCGGGGUUUCUUGAAGGAUUUCUUGAGGAGGUACUUGUUCGAGUCGAGCCAGCCGAUGAUUAG